Molecule: messenger RNA, 1091 nt
Organism: Orcinus orca (killer whale)
Lineage: Eukaryota; Metazoa; Chordata; Mammalia; Artiodactyla; Delphinidae
Gene: IL24
Product: interleukin 24
Exons: 6
Coding region: 159-710 (183 amino acids)
Source: RefSeq, a predicted model, not a curated record
AGGAGCCUUCCAUUCACAGUUGCACCCUGAUCGCUGAAUGGUAGGGGUGCCUGCCCAAUCCUCUUCCUCUACAGCAGGAACCAGCCACCUCUAAACAGCAAACCCUCAAGCAUCACUUCUAGGACCUGAGGAUCGCCCCGGUCCUUCCUCUGCUGCAGAUGGGCUCUCCUGUGCGCAUGGCUGCCCUUCCCUGCCUGAGUCUGAUCCUGCUUCUCUGGAGCCAGGGGCCAGGGGUCCAGGGCCAAGAAUUCCAAUUUGGGCCCUGCCAAGUAGAAGGGGUAGUUCUUCAGGAGCUGUGGGAAGCCUUCCAGGCCAUGAAGGACAUUGUGCAAGCUCAGGAUAAUAUCACGAGCGUCCAGCUGCUGCGGAAGGAGGUUCUGCAGAAUGUCUCGGAGGCUGAAAGCUGCUACCUCAUCCAUGCCCUGCUGGAGUUCUACUUGAACACUGUCUUCAAAAACUACCGCGAUAAGGCAGUUGAAUUCGGGAUCCUGAAGUCAUUCUCUACUCUGGCCAACAACUUUAUUGUCAUCGUGUCCAAACUGCAACCCAGUCAGGAAAAGGAGAUGUUUUCCAUCAGUGAGAGCGCACACAGGCGGUUUCUACUGUUCCAGCGAGCAUUUAAACAGUUGGACAGAGAAGCAGCUGUGACCAAAGCCUUUGGAGAAGUGGACAUUCUCUUGACCUGGAUGGAGAACUUCUACCAGGUCUGAAGGCCUAGGCCAGGACCUCGUUCUCUGUGUCAUUUCAAACAAGCGUUCGUCCCCAUGAUGUUCUCUGGGUGCUUCACAUCCUUGACAAUGGGCCCCAUCCUUGGCACAGGCUUAUCCUCAAAGACUUCAUUCUUUAAGGGACACCAACAACAGUCGUGGAAGGUUCCCUCGGGUGCUGCGAAUAACCUACAAAGCAGAUUCCUAUAUUUAUUACAACGCUAUUUAAUUCCUAUCAGUGUUUUAACCGAUGCCUUAUUUAUUUGUCAGAAUGAAAGUUCUGUGAAGGCAGCAAGGACAGUGCCCCACGCUUCUCUCUGAUCCUCCACAAUCUUUGCCACCACGUGGGGUAGAGGAUGGGUGCUCAGUAAAUGCUUAAUUGGA